Messenger RNA from Cynara cardunculus var. scolymus (artichoke), 1350 nucleotides. RefSeq lists its product as uncharacterized. The coding region runs from base 126 to 1229 and encodes 367 amino acids. The transcript has 5 exons. The record is from RefSeq and is a predicted model, not a curated record. NCBI's taxonomy places the organism in Eukaryota, Viridiplantae, Streptophyta, Magnoliopsida, Asterales, Asteraceae. Gene Ontology annotation, molecular function: calcium ion binding.
AUAGCCACCAAACUCUGAAACACAAAUCAGUAUCAAGGCUUGCUUCCUGCUCCUGCUACUCUACCCCUGCACUUCACAAGCUUCACGCACCACACCACCAAUAAAGCAUUCAAACUUUUUCGAAAAUGGAGGAAGGACCUAAGUCUGUGAUCAAAAGUGGGGAGGUUGAGGUGAUGGACGGUUCAGAUAUUAUGGAGUUGGUUGAGAAUGAUAAGGUUUUUAGCAACUUUGUCGAUCACAAGUUUCGAGACCUUGAUCGAGAUUGUGACGGUCAUCUCUCUGUCAAAGAGCUACAACCUGCCGUUGCCGACAUCGGUGCCGCCCUUGGUUUACCUGCUCAAGGAACUUCCGCCGAUUCCGAUCAUAUUUACGCUGAGGUUCUUAGUGAAUUCACUCAUGGUAAAGACGGCAAAGUAAGCAAGACGGAAUUUAAAAAAGUUCUUUCGGAUUUUCUGAUAGGAAUGGCUGCGGGUUUAAAGCGAGAUCCGAUUGUUAUUCUACGCAUAGAUGGGGAAGACCUACUGGAGUUCAUUGAUGGCCCAAGUUUUGAACCAGAGAUGAUGUCCAUAUUCUCGGAGAUUGAUUUGCCGAAUGGAUCUCUUACUGACUACAUUAACAAGGCCUUUGAGAAACUUACAGUAGAUAAAGGGAUGCCUCCGGUUUUAGAUUCCUGGGUUACAGGCAACAUUAUAGCACCGGCACUACAGUCGUGUGGUGUUGGUCAAGAUCAGCCAGUUUCUCAAGACACGUUUUUAGUAGAGUUCAGAAAGGUAGCGGAGACUGUGGCUCAGCGUCUCAAGGAGCAGCCAGUUAUUGUUGCUCAUAGCGAGAACACCUUUGAUGGAACCGGCAUCAGGAGACUGCUAUCUAACAAAUUUGAGCUCGAAAAGACUCUGGAUACGGCAUUGAAAUCUUUGGCAAAAGACCAGAACGGGAGAAUCUCUAAGAAUUGUUUACGAAUCGGGCUCGAUCUUGUGGCUUCUUCAGCUGGGUUGCCACCUUUUGGCGCUGUUUAUCAGAUGGACCAGGUUAUCGGUGAAUCAUGCAAGAUGUUCGAUAUGGAUGAUGGAAAGCUGGUUAAAGAAGAGGAGUUCAAAAAGCUGCUGGUGGAACUCCUGGGAAGUAUCAUGCUGCAAUUAGAAGGCAACCCGAUCUCGGUUUCCACUAACUCGGUGGUUCACGAGCCGCUAACCUCCGCUUCAACGCUGUUGCAGCCAUCUUCGAUGUAAGCGGUACAACUAUUAAUGCUUUAUGUACUCUUUUUAGAAAGAACAUGACCUAAAGAAAUGUGCAAUCAUGAAUGCAUGCCUCUGGUAUAAUCUUAUUUAGCAUUGAUUGUAUUGGGAGAGC